Ixodes scapularis (black-legged tick) is the source of this 426-nucleotide messenger RNA. Its product is annotated as THAP domain-containing protein 7-like. The coding region runs from base 1 to 426 and encodes 141 amino acids. NCBI's taxonomy places the organism in Eukaryota, Metazoa, Arthropoda, Arachnida, Ixodida, Ixodidae. The record is from RefSeq and is a predicted model, not a curated record. The transcript has 4 exons.
AUGGGGAGCUGCUGUGCUUUGAAAUGCCAGAACAGAGCUUCCAGGGGAAUUCGGUUGUUCAAGCUGCCGAAAUCCCCUAGGAGGCGAAAACUGUGGCUUUUGAGAAUCGGGCGUGGCGCGGGGUGGAAACCUCCCGACAGGACAUACCUUUGCGAGGACCACUUCGAGCCCUCCCAGUUCCAGGCGAGGUGCUCCGACGGCUGGAGGAGGCUAAAAGCCACAGCUGUUCCGAGUUUGUUUCUGCAUUCUAAAAGUCAACAACCAGCGGCCAGGACCCCUGGAGCAGCCCUGCAGGGCGGCCUGCUGACGCAGCCGCUUCCCACCACCAGCAGGGCGUGCUUCGUGUGCAACACUCAAUUCUUGUACUGUGUUUGCAGCAACCAGCGGCCAAGACCCCUGGAGCAGCCCUGCAGGGCGGCCUGCUGA